Lagopus leucura (white-tailed ptarmigan) is the source of this 2154-nucleotide messenger RNA. RefSeq names its product phosphotyrosine interaction domain containing 1 (gene PID1). Lineage: Eukaryota; Metazoa; Chordata; Aves; Galliformes; Phasianidae. The record is from RefSeq and is a predicted model, not a curated record. Gene Ontology annotation, biological process: negative regulation of insulin receptor signaling pathway; regulation of mitochondrial membrane potential; regulation of cell population proliferation. The transcript has 3 exons. Gene Ontology annotation, cellular component: cytoplasm. The coding region runs from base 35 to 688 and encodes 217 amino acids.
GCCCGCUCGGCAGCGCCUCCCGCCGCCCGGGACCAUGUGGCAGCCGGCCACGGAGCGGCUGCAGCACUUUCAGACCAUGUUAAAGACCAAGCUGAAUGUCCUAACUCUUCGGAAAGAGCCUCUCCCGACAGUGAUCUUCCAUGAACCAGAAGCCAUCGAGCUGUGCACCACAACACCCCUCAUGAAGACCCGGGCUCACACUGGAUGCAAGGUUACAUAUUUGGGUAAAGUUUCCACAACAGGGAUGCAAUUUUUGUCAGGCUGCACAGAGAAACCAGUCAUUGAAUUAUGGAAGAAGCACACACUUGCCAGGGAGGAUAUUUACCCUGCUAAUGCUCUUCUGGAAAUUCGCCCUUUCCAAGUCUGGCUGCAUCAUCUAGACCUCAAAGGCGAGGCAACAGUCCACAUGGAUACCUUUCAGGUAGCACGUAUCGCCUACUGCACUGCUGACCACAACAUCAGCCCAAACAUCUUUGCUUGGGUCUAUAGGGAGAUCAACGAUGACUUGUCCUACCAGAUGGACUGCCAUGCUGUAGAGUGUGAGAGCAAGCUGGAGGCCAAGAAGUUGGCUCACGCCAUGAUGGAGGCCUUUAAGAAGACUUUUCACAGCAUGAAAAGUGAUGGCCGGAUCCACAGGAAUAGUUCAUCAGAGGAAGUGUCUCAUGGAUUUGAAUCUGAUGAUGGCUGACUGAACUCAUUCGUGAUUCAGCAAAGGCAGAAACGGCCUAGGGAAUCAGAGCUGAUAGAUGAAUAAGCAACAGUUGAAACUGGGGAACAGAAAGACUGCCAAACCCUUGGCUGACUAGCUUUUUAAAUCAAGAGAGUAAUUUGGUACCUAAAGAUAUGCAUCAUUAAAGUAAUUAUGUUACAUUGAAACCUGCUGCUGUUGUAAACAUGAGAAAAAAGCUUCCCCCUCUUUUGCCCCAGAUGUCUUGCACCCACUCAUUGCUGCCUCUUUCUCAUCUCUAUAGUUCAGGUGCACACUGCGAAGUAGAGUCAUUCCUGUUUAUCUUAAAAGACUGGACAGGCAAUAUUACUGGUUGCUCCUCUGGUGUUCCUAGCUGGGGGAUGAUGAUGCAGAAGACCACGUAGACCUGGAAAGCCCUAAUGGCUCCUAAAGAAUCUCUCUCUGUGAUGCAUCACAAAAAUAAUUUGAUCAUACAUAGGCUAAGACAGCCAUACAUAGCCUUUUAGACUAGUGGCCUAGCAUUCUGCAGUUAGUUCACAUUUCACAGAUUAAAGAAUGAAAAAAGAUGCUUGUAUGUACACAUUAUAUCAUAUGCUAUCCUUUAUUUUAUUCAUUGUACCUAUUUUCUUAAUAUACCUGCUGCCACCUCUUUCAUCAGCACCAGUAGUUGCAGACUGCAGGAUACCAAAAAGGGUGGGCCAAACUCCCACAGUGGCUAGGAGUACAGCAAGCCAGCACCCUUAUCUGGGCAUUUUUGAGCCCUUAUUUGCUGCCCAAGUGAGUGGCCCACUGUUAAAGAGUUGAGGGACUCUUGGGUCUGUUGUCAGUGUUUGAACUGUGACUUCUCAUCAACCUCAGGUCUGAAGUGGUAUGAAGACGGUAGCCUCAACUCUGUGUUCUGUUGGCCCUGGCUGGAUGGAGCUGGUGCUUCCUAGUCAGGAAGCCAGGGCUGCAUUACCAUAAAAAUCAAAGGAAACGGUCCAGUAGGAGCCAGAUUUGAAUAACUGUUCUGGUUGAGAAGCUCAUUUUAAGAUUCUCAUACCUUUCCUUGUUCACAGAUAUAAAGAGUCAUGCCUUUCUUAAAUGCAGAUGUUUAAUAAAACUCCGAUAAAAGGAAAAACUUGUUUCACUUAAUAUUUUUUAAGGCCAAGAGCAGAUCAAUACUUUGCAAGUAAUGCUGCUCCUUUAUACAAUGCUAUUUGUAAUUUUGGUACUGUUAGGGGCACUGGGGCACCUUACAGAAGCCUUAAAAGAAAGCAAAUUGAAGCAGAUAGCUCACUGUGUUUUGUGGGUUUAUAUGUUUGUAUGUGAGUGCGUAUGUGCAAGUCCAGUGUUAAAGCAUGUAGACUGAGCAUGGAGACAUACUGAGGAGGGCCUUGAAAAUACGCUUACUGCUUUACAAUGUAUGUAAACUAUUCUGCAGCAUAAAUGCAUUCAUACUUUAAUAAAAAAAAAGUUUGAGUUAA